GGUUGUGCGUGUGUUGUCCAUGGAGAAGGAAGGAGAGGUGCUGAGUGAGUGCAUGUGCCGUGUUUUGCAUUUAAAAUCGUGGAGGUUGUAAGUUUUAGAUGUGAUAGACGUGUAUUUGAGCCUGACCUCUCUGCAACGAAUGUGUUCUCCAUUCCCAUGGCCACCCCAGUGUGAUCUUAGAAGGCUCCUGAUUAAAUUUUCCACGAGCUCAGAGAAAUGGCAGCACCGAGCCUGAUAAGAAAAAGUCGUUAAACAUACCCUGGUCCUCCCAGUUCGGGAGCGUUGGUUCCCAGAGUAACCACCUUCAACAUUUUAAGCUGUUUUUUCUAAUGCUUGUUUCCAUGUUUUAAAGUAAGAAGUAUUUUCUGCUGUUUCUUGCAUUUUCAGUUAUGGAUAGUAUGUGCUGACUUCCUUCUGUGGCAGAAGAGGAUUUAUGUCUCAUAGAUGCCACUGUCCCCAAACUCACUUGUCUUCCUGCAUCUAUUAAUGCUUAUGUUAAUUAAUUUACAUUAAUUUAUUACAUUAUUUACAGUAAUCUACAUAUUCUUUAUUCUUGCUAAUAAUUACAUUAUUAUACACAUAAAUGUCAUAUUGCUUACAACAUGAGGACUAGGGAGUUAUUACAAGACUAUGAACUCUGGUUGUAUUGGUUUGCCUUGUGGAAGGGCUUUGGAAUUGUCUGUUCACAGGAAGGAAGGCUUUUAAAAAUUAUUUUGGAAGGAUUGCCUCAGUUUUUCUCAAAGAGAGGCAUCCAUGUGUAACUGUGCAAGACUAAAGAAAUCGUUUGCAUCAGGACUGGACCUAUAUGAGCACUUUUCCAGAAAGUGGGAUACAGAACUGAGCAAAAGUCAAAGAUCUUGUUCUCUUGGAAUAUCCACGUUGGAGGAAACAGAUAAGCAAAUGAAGAGUAAAUAUAUCAGGAUUUCCCAAUAAUAUAAAGAAAAAUACAGUAAGAUACAAAGAAUAAAACUGCUAGUGGAAUUCUGAAAGUGCUCAGGAUUCUAGCUAUUUAUUGACUUAGAUAUUUAGGACUUAGGUUUCUUCAUACCACUCUCUCAAAAUACACUUUCCUUCCUGCAUCUAUUGAUGUUUACAUUAAAAAUAUGUUUUGGAGUAAGAAAAAAUGUUAAAAGCACUGUAAGUAUGGGUGGAUGUCUUAAAGUAGCAGGCCUCACUGUAAGGUGAUCUGAAUAUUUCAUUGAAGGCUAUGUCCCCUCCCCCAAACUGUUAUGUGCAAGUUAUUUCUCCGUGUAAUCAGUGUUAGGGAGGGGAAACUUACAAGUAUCCUAUCUGUGUGGGAAAGCCUUGCUGCCAAUUUCCUGAGGCUAAGGAGGGAAGAAGGCCAGAACACUCAGCAUUUGGUAGUAUCUUUCAAUAAUAUAUUAAUUAGGGUAGAUUAAAUGGCUCUUGCAAAUCAACACACAAAAAAGUGUAUUAUUACUCAAACACUAUAGGAUUUUAUUUUUUAUAAGAAUCCAAAGUGGGUUUUUCUAGUUGGGAGGUAGCUCUUCUAUACAUAGUGAAUUAGGUACCCACACUAGUGAAUUAGCUACCCUGUGGCUUUGCCAUUCCCAGUCUCAUCAUUAACUGCAUCCAUCCAACAGAAAGAUAACAGGGAAAUUCCAAGAGGAAUUUCCAAGAGGAAAAUACAGAUAGGGGCAAAAUUCAUGGCUACAGUUUAGAGAUGGCUAAACAUUGUUAAGUGCUACUAAGUAGCUAAAAUAUUCUCCUAUUUGCUUUCUCACAGGUUUUAAAUAUCCUCAACCUGCUAUGAGUUAACCUUGAUCUCCAGUUUGUAAGUGAGAAAGGUGAAGUCUGGAGAGAGAAUUUUCUCAAGUUCAUUGCUACAAAGUGGCACAGACUUUGAAGCCCAAUUUAAAACCAGUUCAGUUUACCAUUUAUUUUUAAAAGAUAGGCGAUUAUUAAGAUAAUUUUAGAUUUGUAGCGGAAAAUAGCUUUUAGAAAGAAUUUAAAAUGUAAUAUUGUUCUGUGGCUGUUUUUAAAAACAUAUCCCUAAACUGCCUGGAAAAUAUAUAGGAUAAACAUUUUGAAAAUUAAUGUUGCAUAUCUGGAAAUUCUGACAAAUAGUUCAAAGGAUAGAUAGAUCAAAGCUAGAAAAAUCAUACCAAAAAAAAAAAAAAAACCCCUAGAUUAUCCAAAUAGGCUUAUAUGAUAUAGAGAAGCUGGGUAGUUAUUCUGGAUUGGAUAGAUGGAAAUGAGCUAUGAAAGAAGGUAACAUCGAACAUUUAUUAUAGAUACGGCAGUGUACACUUUAAAGAAGAAGAAUGAAGUGAAUGUCUGUGCUCUUGCCACCAGGCUUAAGAAAAAGGGUAUUGCCAGCAACUCACAAGCCUCAUACAUGUUCGUUCCUGGUCACAUUCUUUUUACCAUCCUCUCCCCCAAUUCCCUCAAGUAACCAUGAUCCCAAAUUUUGUGUUAUUACAAUAUUUUUUCAGAAAAAAUUCAACUACAUUUGUUUAUAACUCUACAUGGUGUAUUGCUUUGAUUUGCCUGCUUUAGAUUGUUUAUUCACUAAUUUUAUUAUUUUGUUACAUAAUUGUUAUUACUUUAGGCUUUGAAAAUCACCCACAUUUAUGCACUUGUGUGAGAAAUGCAUGUUAAUUCACUUCCCUUUUGUAUGCUAUUUUAUUACAGGAAAAUACUUUGAUUUUUUUUGGGUCCAUCUGAGUAUUAACAACAAAGCUGCUUGAAUUUAUUUGUAGAUGUCUACUGGUUCUGCCAGAAGAAUUUCUCUAGGGCAGAUGGAGUCUCAUUCUGUUGCCAGGCUGGAGUACAGUGGCAUGAUCUCAGCUCACUGCAACCUCUGCCUCCUGGAUUCAAGUGAUACCCCUGCCUCAGCCUCUCAAGUAGAGUGGAUUACAGGCGUGUGCCACCACGCCUGGCUAAUUUUUUGUAUUUUAGUAGAGAUGGGCUUUCACCAUGUUGGCCAGGAUGGUCUCAAUCUCCUGACUUCAUGAUCCACCCACCUCGGCCUCCCAAAGUGGUGGGAUUACAGGUGUGAGCCACCACACCUGGCCUAGUAAUUGAUUUUUAAAUUUCAAAGCUCCAGUGUUAGAGUGAAACUGGUGAGGAGAAAGGGGUACUGAAGAAAUGAAUGUCAUUUUCUCUGUUCAAAAAAGGUCCCAGGUCUUUAUUACUCAUAAGGGAAGCCAUUCGAGAACGCAAGUGAUUCUUACAGACGUUGGUAUAGAAGAUCCACCUUCAUUCCGGCCACUACAGAAUUUCUCUUGGUCAAAGAACAUAUUAGCAUGGGAAAGUCUAAUCAGUCUUUUGUGACAGAAUUUGUCCUGCUGGGGCUUUCUGGCUACCCAGAGCUAGAGGCCAUUUACUUUGUGCUGGUCCUGUGUAUGUAUUUGGUGAUCCUAUUGGGAAAUGGAGUCAUCAUCAUCGUGAGUGUUUAUGACACCCGAUUGCACACCCCCAUGUACUUUUUCCUCAGUAACUUAUCAUUCUUGGACAUCUGCUAUACUAGUUCAUCUAUCCCACUAUUUCUCAGCAGCUUCUUAACUUCAAAGAAAACGAUUUCCUUCUCUGGAUGCGGAGUGCAAAUGUUUCUCUCUUUUGCUAUGGGAGCAACAGAGUGUGUCCUUCUAAGUAUGAUGGCGUUUGACCGCUAUGUGGCCAUCUGUAGCCCUCUACGAUACCCUAUCAUCAUGAACAAAUCUGCAUAUGUGUCCAUGGCUGCUGGGUCCUGGAUUGCAGGGGGCAUCAAUUCUGUGUUGCAAACAUCACUUGCAAUGAGGCUUCCUUUCUGUGGGGAUAACGUCAUUAAUCAUUUUACUUGUGAAAUCUUGGCUGUCUUAAAAUUGGCCUGUGCUAAUAUCUCCAUAAAUAUUAUUAGCAUGGUUGUUGCUAACAUGAUUUUUCUUGUAGGGCCAGUACUUUUUAUUUUUGUUUCAUAUGUUUUUAUUCUCUCCACCAUUCUGAGAAUUCCUUCUGCAGAAGGAAGGCGCAAAGCCUUCUCCACCUGCUCUGCCCACCUAACAGUGGUGAUUAUAUUCUACGGAACCAUCCUUUUCAUGUAUGCAAAGCCCAAGGCUAAAGACUCUUCUGGUGCAGACAAAGAACAAGUCACAGACAAAAUCAUCUCCCUCUUCUAUGGAGUGGUGACACCUAUGCUUAAUCCUCUCAUCUAUAGUUUGAGGAACAAAGAUGUAAAGGCAGCAGUGAAGAGUAUACUGUGUCAAAAAUGCUUCUUAGAAAGAAUGUGAAUGCUUAUUUAUCUUUAAAAUCAUUUUACUCUGAAUAUAGGGCUAGUUUUCUCUUGGAGUUUCCAAAAUAAAUAUGAGGGUUGAUGAUUCCAUGAAUUCCUGAAAUUUUCAUUUUUCUCUUCCUAAUACUUAAAAGAAAGAGGGAAAUCCAGGACUGAGUUAUUUUUCUCUUCAUGACAGAGUUAAGGAAAAGAGGGACAGAAACUUAUGGAUAAAAGGAUUCUUAUCCAAACCACCUUCCUUCUUAAGGCUAAUAGAAUUUAGUUCAAUCCUUGAAUGAUAAAUUUUAUAAUCUAAGAGGAAGUAACCUUUUACUAACUUAAUAUUUUAUCCCAUAUCUACACCAUUCUUAGGAAGAUCAAGUAGAAAGCAUCUUGCUAAAAAUCAGAGUGCUAUGUGACUUCAACAGUAAAUAAUUCAGAAUGAAGUAGAUUUGAUCACGUAGAAGUAAAUGGGGAAUGCUGUAAGGUGUUAGAUACCUAGCCUGUGUAUAUGUAAUAGAGAAAGAAGAAAUGGAAAAAUGAAGCUAUUUCCUAGGGAUGAUUUCCUUUUGGCCGCAAACUGGCAAGCCAUCUUUUGUGCCGAGGUGUUUAAGUCAAUGUGAGACUGUGCAGACAACCCAGCUGAUGGGAAAUAUGGCCUGCCUUGUGUUUCAAUAGAUGAACAAUGAUGUCUUUGAGUGAAAAGCAUUACUGUGAAAUGAUUCAAAAAACAUUACUUUACUUCUAAAUAACUUGAUAGUAUAAUUCUCUGAGAACACAGUGAUAAUUGGUUUACUGUUAUAAGAAGUUAGGUUUUUGCAAUUACAUGAAUUUUCUAUGGAAUCUGAGCAUUCCAUUCAUUCACUCAGUCAUUUAUUACUCAUUUACUUAUUCAGUCAACCAGUAUUUACUGAAUACCUAUUUUUGUCUCAGGCAUUGUGCUAAAUAUUGGUGAUAUAAAAACAUAUAAAACAACCUGGAAGCGACAGUGAAGACAUGGUGAGGGAGCACUCUCGUGGAAUACAGAUUGACACAUACAUUGGAGAUAAAAAUAUUAAAGAAAACUUAUUUAUGGCUUUUUCAUCUCUCCUACCUUUAAGCUGGACUCUAUUGGGUCUUUGUUGGGCUGAGCAGAAUAAUGGUUGGAUUUAUAGUAAUUAAAUAAGCUGACUGUCAUAUGAAAGGGCUUGAACCAUCUCUAGAGAAGAAAUAAGACAGUCAGAAAGAAUUCAGUGCAUACUGGAGAUUUUGAUGAUAGAAGGACAGAUAUUUACAUUGAUACAGAAUAAAAAGGAAAAAUUACCUACAUGGAAUUUUGGGAAAGCUUUGAUGCUGGUUUUAUGUGACCCUACCUCAGUGUGUCUUGAUAAUCUCAAUAAAGGUAUACAACAUUCUGUAAGA
Molecule: messenger RNA, 5614 nt
Organism: Callithrix jacchus (white-tufted-ear marmoset)
Lineage: Eukaryota; Metazoa; Chordata; Mammalia; Primates; Cebidae
Source: RefSeq, a predicted model, not a curated record